AUGCUGAUAGGCCAGGGCCAACAAUUUUCCUGCAAACAAAGGAUUUGCAGCAAGCCAAAUCCAUUAGCCAACCGCCAUCAGCCUGUCCCUGUGGCGCCAAUCCCUUGUUGUGUUUACGGUCCCCAGGCUGCUAAAGGCUCAGUCCUCGGGCUUGGAGGCGAUGACACAGAUGAUGAUGAUGAUGAUGAGAGUGAGGUUUCUGUAUCCUCGAUGGAUGUUGGACUUGUGCCAGAAUCCACAAUGCUCGACGUCUCAAUCCCACAUUCAAGACUCUCUGCAGGUACAAAUGACAUAUAUUCUACCCCGCCAAUUCAGACGCCAACUCAACUGUCUCCAAUGGACAGAGAGGCCAGAGUCCUCAGAUACAAAGAAAAGAAAAAGAAGCGGAAAUUUGUCAAGACAAUAAGGUAUGCAUCAAGAAAAGCUUAUGCAGAAAUCAGGCCGAGGAUCAAAGGCCGGUUUGCAAAGAGAACAGAUGCUGAAGUUGAAGUGUAUCAGAUGUUCUCCCUUUAG
Daucus carota subsp. sativus is the source of this 513-nucleotide messenger RNA. Its product is annotated as zinc finger protein CONSTANS-LIKE 2-like. Gene Ontology annotation, molecular function: protein binding; DNA-binding transcription factor activity. The transcript is spliced from 2 exons. Gene Ontology annotation, biological process: regulation of flower development. Gene Ontology annotation, cellular component: nucleus. The record is from RefSeq and is a predicted model, not a curated record. NCBI's taxonomy places the organism in Eukaryota, Viridiplantae, Streptophyta, Magnoliopsida, Apiales, Apiaceae. The coding region runs from base 1 to 513 and encodes 170 amino acids.